Messenger RNA from Leptopilina heterotoma, 964 nucleotides. RefSeq names its product nucleolar protein 12 (gene vito). The record is from RefSeq and is a predicted model, not a curated record. Gene Ontology annotation, cellular component: nucleolus. Lineage: Eukaryota; Metazoa; Arthropoda; Insecta; Hymenoptera; Figitidae. The transcript has 3 exons. Bases 91 to 798 code for a protein of 235 amino acids. Gene Ontology annotation, molecular function: RNA binding.
UUUCCCCUUAAUAUUUGAGGUUAGAUUGUUUACGCGUUUCUUUUCGAGGCUUUCGAAGUUUUCAAUAUUUUUGUAAAUGUCAGUGUAAAAAUGAAGAAUCAAACUCAAAAUAGUGAUAAAAAACAAAAACGAGUGAAAUCGUCAAGGCAGAAAAAAGUUAAUUUAGUUUUUGAUGAAGAAAAACGAAGGCAAUUUCUUGGUGGUUUUCGUAAAAGAAAAUUACAACGACAGAAAAAGGCGCAGGAAGAAUUGCAACAACAAUUAAAAGAAGAAAAAAAGAGAAUCAAGAAAAAUGCCAAAGACAGUUACAAAAAAUGGAUUUCUUAUCGAGCUGUACCAGAAUUAGAGGAACUUUUAGCAAAAAAAGAAUAUGAAGAGGAAGGACACACUGUGAGCAUUUUAGAAUUAAAAGUUUCCGAUUUGGAGCAACAAAGCAGUUUAAUUGGAGAGAAUAUAGUGAAAUAUGAUGAUGACGAUGAUGAUGAGAACAAGAAUGGAAAAAAUGAAGAAAGUGAUGAUAAUUGUAAUAGUAAUGAAGUUCCUGGUAUGGAAAUUGUAAGAAAACCUUUAAAAAAGAAAAAAAUCGAAAAAGAAUUACCAGAGAAAAAACCAACGGAAUCUGGUAAAAAUAUCAAGAAAGCAAUAAAACGAAUUGCAACCAAGGAAGUGCAAAAGAGUAAAGCAUUUCAACAAAAACAAAAAAUGGAGCAUUUAAAAAAUAAAAAGAAAAUGAGGCAAAAGGUUAAGAAUCAGAAUAAAUUGAAAAAGAAGGAUAGCCGAAAUAAACGAAGUGCGUGAUUUUUCUUUUUUUUAAUUCUAAUUUUUAAGAACGUGAAAAAUAUUUAUAAAAAAUAUUUUUGUAAAUAAACUCGAAAUCUAUAGAAAUUAUUACACUUUUAACUAUACAAAACAUUAAAAUUUGUAAAAAGAAGGUUAGUUUAAAUAAAAAAUUAUAACGAUUAAA